Closterium sp. Yama58-4 is the source of this 1773-nucleotide messenger RNA. NCBI's taxonomy places the organism in Eukaryota, Viridiplantae, Streptophyta, Zygnematophyceae, Desmidiales, Closteriaceae. The record is from the annotation of a GenBank genome assembly.
AUGAAACCCCAGUCACGCUGCCCGAUUCGGAACGCCGCUCGACUCCUUGUUCUCGCCGCCCGAUUCCCCGUCAUGCCUGGCGAUUCUUCUUUCCCGCCGCCCGAUUUCCCUUUCCCGUCGCCCGCCCGAUUCAUGUUCCCCCGCCGCCCGAUUCAUGCGGGCCGCCCGUCCGCCCCUUCCCGCCGCCCGAUUCCCGUUCCCCCGCCGCCCGCUUCCCCUUUCCCGCCGCCCGAUGCGCAUUCCCGCCGCCUGAUCCCCUUUUCCCGUCGCCUCCCUUUUCCCCUGUCCGUCGCCCGACCCCCCUUCCCGUCCUUCUCUCCCUCCCUUCCAUCCCUUCUCUCCCUUCCCUCCCUUCUCUCCCUUCCCUCCCUUCUCUCCCUUCCCUCCCUUCUCUCCCUUCCCUCCCUUCUCUCCCUUCCCUCCCUUCUCUCCCUUCCCUCCCUUCUCUCCCUUCCCUCCCUUCUCUCCCUUCCCUCCCUUCUCUCCCUUCCCUCCCUUCUCUCCCUUCCCUCCCUUCCCUCCUUUCCCUCCAAUCCUCCCUUCUCUCCAGUCUCUCCCUUCCCUCCCUGUCUCCCUUCCCUCGCUCCCUCCUUCCCGCCCUUCCCUCCCUUCUCUCCCUUCCCGCCCUUCUGUCCCCCCUUACCUUCUCUCCUCUUUUCUCCCUUCCCUAUCAUCCGUCCUUGCAAUCUCCUAUCUCUCCCUUCUCUCCUUCUCUCUCUUCUCUUCUCUCCCUCCCUCCCUCCCUCCCUCCCUCCCUUCCCUCCCUCUCCCUCCCUUUUCUCCCUCCCUCAUCCCGACUUCCAAUCUUUCUCUCUCCCUUUCCCUCCCUUUCCCUCCCUUCCCUCCCUUCUCUCCAUUUUCUCCUUCCUCAUCCACUUCCAAUCUUCCGUCUCUCCCUUCCCUCCCUUCCUCCCUCCUCUCCCUCUCUUUUCCCUCCUUUUCUUCCAUCCCUCGCUUCCCUCCUUCCCCCCUUCUCUCCCUUCCCGCCCUUCUCUCCCCCCUUACCUUCUCUCCCUUUUCUCCCUUCCCUCUCAUCCCUCCAUGCAAUCUCCUGCCUCUCCUUUCUCUCCCUUCUCUCCCGUCCCUCCCGUCCCUCCCGUCCCUCCCGUCCCUCCCUUCCCGCCCUUCUCUCCCUUCAAUACCUUCGCUCCCUUCCCGCCCUUCUUCUCUCCCUUCAAUACCUUCUCUCCCUUCCCGCCCUUCUCUCCCUUCAAUACCUUCGCUCCCUUCCCGCCCUUCUCCUCCCCCCCACCGUAUCUCCGUUACCUUCCAUUUCAUCCCUACCCUUCCUCGUCUCUCCCUCCCGACAUCUCUCCUGCUUCUCCUUUCACUCCCUUUCAUCCCUUGCCUCCCUUGACUACCUUCCCUCCCUUCUCUCCCUUCGAUAGAAGUCUCUCCGUUCCCUCCUUUUCUCUCCCUUCUCUCUCGUGUCUCCCUUCCUCGCCCUUCACUCCCUUCCCUCCCUUCUCUCCCAUGUCUCCCUUCCUCGCCCUUCACUCCCUUCCCUCCCUUCUCUCCCUUCCCUCCCUUCUCUCCCUUCUCUCCCUUCUCUCCCUUCUCUCCCUUCUCUCCCUUCUCUCCCUUCUCUCCCUUCUCUCCCUUCUCUCCCUUCUCUCCCUUCUCUCCCUUCUCUCCCUUCUCUCCCUUCUCUCCCUUCUCUCCCUUCUCUCCCUUCUCUCCCUGCCUUCCUGUCCCCCAUCCUUCCUUCCUUACGCACUCCUCCAGCCAAUCUCUCCUCUUGCAAUCCUCACUGCCAUCCUUCCCUUCCGCUAA